Messenger RNA from Ctenopharyngodon idella (grass carp), 3874 nucleotides. RefSeq names its product hypoxia inducible factor 1 subunit alpha b (gene hif1ab). The transcript has 15 exons. Gene Ontology annotation, cellular component: nucleus. Gene Ontology annotation, molecular function: protein dimerization activity; DNA-binding transcription factor activity, RNA polymerase II-specific; RNA polymerase II transcription regulatory region sequence-specific DNA binding. The record is from RefSeq and is a predicted model, not a curated record. Lineage: Eukaryota; Metazoa; Chordata; Actinopteri; Cypriniformes; Xenocyprididae. Bases 310 to 2634 code for a protein of 774 amino acids. Gene Ontology annotation, biological process: cellular response to hypoxia; regulation of transcription by RNA polymerase II.
AGCGCCUCGUGAACGCGCGGGCCACAUAGUAGUAGGAGCGUAUGCAACUGUUAACUCUUUGUACCGACUAGAAGCUGCACCGACCGGGUGCCAGACAAACGAUUUGACCUUCAGCGAACCGGAGGGUUGAUCUCAACAGUUCUGACGUUUUUAACACACCACACCGGACUCGAAUCGAAUCAUUUUAUCGCGUUUUCUCGGUUUCUUUUAGAAACAUUUUUAUUUGUUAGCAAGAAGUGGCCACGUCCUUGAUUUUCUGGCCUCGCGGUUUGGAAAAACCUAACACAUACUGAGUGGUUUCACCCAGGAAUGGAUACUGGAGUUGUCACUGAAAAGAAAAGGGUGAGCUCGGAGCGCAGGAAGGAGAAGUCCAGGGAUGCAGCGCGAUCUCGCAGGGGAAAGGAGUCCGAGGUGUUCUACGAGUUAGCGCACCAGCUUCCCCUGCCACACAAUGUCACUUCCCACCUGGACAAAGCCUCCAUCAUGAGGCUGACCAUCAGCUAUCUGCGCAUGAGGAAGCUGCUCAGCUCUGAUGACACCGACAAAGAGAAUGAGCUGGAAGGUCAGUUGAACGGCUUUUAUCUAAAGGCACUGGAGGGUUUCCUCAUGGUCCUGUCUGAGGAUGGAGACAUGGUUUAUCUCUCUGAGAAUGUCAGCAAGAGCAUGGGCCUCACACAGUUUGAUCUGACUGGUCACAGCGUCUUUGAAUUCUCACACCCAUGUGACCAUGAGGAGUUGAGAGAGAUGCUGGUCCAUAGGACAGUAUCCAAAAAGACCAAGGAACAAAACACAGAGCGCAGCUUCUUCCUGCGGAUGAAGUGCACACUCACUAGUAGAGGACGCACUGUCAAUAUCAAGUCUGCUACAUGGAAGGUUCUUCACUGCGCUGGUCAUGUCCGUGUGCAGGAGCGCAGCGAGGGUUCGGGAGACUCUGGCUUUAAAGAGCCCCCUCUGACCUACCUUGUGCUCAUCUGUGACCCCAUUCCUCAUCCCUCAAACAUCGAGGUGCCUCUGGACAGCAAGACCUUCCUUAGCCGUCACACUCUGGACAUGAAGUUCUCGUACUGUGAUGAAAGGAUCACCGAGCUGAUGGGAUAUGAGCCAGAUGAUCUGCUGAACAGGUCGGUGUACGAAUACUAUCAUGCCCUGGAUUCAGAUCACCUCACCAAGACACAUCACAACUUGUUUGCAAAGGGCCAGGCUACCACAGGCCAGUACCGCAUGAUGGCUAAGAAAGGUGGUUUUGUGUGGGUGGAGACUCAGGCCACCGUUAUCUACAAUCCCAAGAAUUCACAGCCACAGUGCAUUGUGUGCGUCAACUACGUUCUCAGUGGCAUUGUGGAGGGGGACAUUGUUCUGUCCCUGCAGCAGACCAUGACAGAGCCCAAGGCUGUAGAAAAAGAGAGCCAGAAAGUGGAAGAUGAGGCCUCUGAGGUGGACAUGCUCAAACUCUUCAAGCCAGAAAACCUGAAGUGUCCCAUGGAGUGCUCUGACCUUUAUGAGCAGCUGAAAGAGGAACCUGAGGCCCUCACUGUGUUGGCGCCUGCAGCAGGAGACACCAUCAUCUCUCUGGACUUCAACAACUCAGACUCUGACAUGCAGCUGGUGAAGGAUGUGCCCCUGUACAAUGAUGUCAUGCUGCCCUCCAGCAGUGAGAAGCUGCCCAUCAGUCUGUCUGCUCUGACACCCAGUGACCCCACCCCAGCUCUGUCCAAACUUGAGACCAGAGCGGAAGACUUCCCUUUCAGCUCUGCCUCUGAUCGUGUUCCAGACUCCGCAAACACGCCCUCCACAUCUGGACUCGGCUCCUCAGGGCCCAACAGCCCCAUGGAUUACUGUUUCCAAGUGGACUCAGACAUCAGUUCUGAGUUCAAACUGGACCUGGUUGAAAAACUUUUUGCUAUUGAUACCGAAGCAAAGACCCCCUUUACCAACCAGGCCAUAGAGGAUCUCGACCUAGAGAUGCUGGCUCCAUACAUCCCAAUGGAUGACGACUUCCAGCUGCGUGUCCCCUCUCCACUGGACCCGCUCCCCUCCAGCUCUCUCUCUGUUUCUGCCAUGAGCUCCCUGUUCCAGCCCUUGCCCUCCCCUGCAUCUCCAGCCUCUUCCUCCAGCAUCGCAGUGAAGAAGGAGCCAUCGUCACGGGCCCCUUCGCCUUUGCAUCUUCUGCAGGAGGUGUGCAGUGCUCCUGUCUCGCCUUUCAGCGGCAGUCGGGACACUUCCCCCGCUCGAUCCCCCACCCCACAGAGCAGCAAUCAGCUCAUUAACAGAGAGCUGUCUCCAAAGAUGUUAGCCAUCCAGAAUGUCCAACGGAAGAGAAAGCUGGAGGAAGUGACAUCACUUUCUGAGGCUGUUGGACUGGGUGCUUUGCUUCAGAGUGUGGACAGUGCUAUAGAGCCUGGAAAAAGGGCAAAGGUUUUAGAAGUUAAAGGAUCGAGUGUGCUCGGGGGAAACAGAACCAUUCUUAUACUGCCCUCUGAUGUGGCCAGUCGUCUGUUGUGCAGUUCUUUAGAGAGCAGCGGCGGGCUGCCUCAGCUAACACGUUACGACUGCGAAGUCAACGCUCCCGUGCAGGACCGCCAUCAUCUGCUCCAGGGAGAGGAGCUCCUGCGUGCUCUGGACCAAGUCAACUGAACUCCGCUGUGUUUAGCGAUUCUGGACAUUGCAUCCCUAUCUCUCGCCCCUUGACCCCCACGAUCCCUGAAAUCUGCCUCCACUUGUCUCCUUUUAUUCCAUGCCCUAAUAUUCUCUAUAAACCCCCAGUGUUUUAAAAAUGUAAUAGAUGACUUGCACCUUCUGUUGAUUCCGUCAGUGAUACAAAGAGGAGCCUAGAGGGAGUCCAUCCAUGCCAUUGUGUAGAGGGUCUGAAGACAGAGAAGCGUUAUGUAAAUUAACAGUGGCAUCAACCAGACAAGAGUUAAGAGCCUUAAUGCGAAAUACACAACUUGCCCAGACACGCAGAUGUGUACAAUCUCCCACACUCCCUCUGGAUUCCCUACUUUCACCUAAAAACCUCCCGUUGUGUUUUAUCCCCCCCAAAGUGUGUGUAUUGUAGCUACAGUCGCACAAUAAUCUAUUUUCUUAAGACAGAAUACCAGCAGUCCAUGCAAUAUACAAAACCAUUUUUACGAAUAUGUACUUUUAAUGAAAGAUUGAACAAUUUAUUUUUUCUCUUCUCUCAGUUUUGUUGUGUAGCGGUUAUGUAAGAGCUCUGUGUGUGCACUCAUAGGCUCAAUGGUUAAAUGCUGUUGGAUGUUUUGUGAGUGUUGCUUUUCAUUGCAUUGAUAUUUGCUUGCAUCACUUUGUUUUCUCUUGAACAGCACAGAUGAAUUGUAAAAGCCAUUGAAAGUAAUGGAGAAUGUGCAAAAAAGGGAAUUCUAAAUCAUGUUAUGUUCUCAUGAUGGUUUUUGUCUCAAAGAGGUUAAACAGAUUUAUAGUUUAAUUAUGCAAUAGAUUUUUAUAUUUUUAGUGGUCAUUUUGUUUCUGUUUAGUUCUCUAUGUGGUAGAUGCUUACGGUAAUUCAUGCUUGUACGAAGUCAUAGCUGGUAACCAUUUUUCUGCUUCAUGAGCGAUUUUAGAUCACGCAAAGCUGAUGUAUCAUUUAUCCCAGUUUUACAAGUAUUUAUAAUGGCAUUAGAACAUAAAUGCUUAGUUUUAAGUAAGACAAUAUUUGUUUUCUUUAUGCUUACAGAUGAAUGUCCUGCAAGUAUUUUAUGACCUUUUAUCAUGUUUUUCAGUAGGAAAGACAUUUUCUUUUUGUUAUUGUAAUCUUCUGUUCAUUUAUCUCUGCAGUCUCCAGUCUUCUCCUUUAUUCUCUUAACACUAAAUGUAUUGUUUAUUGCAAAAAUCAGUAAAAGACAAUUGUGGACCAGAA